AUAGAGCACAAGUUACCUCCUGGUCAAAACCCAGAUGAGUGGACGAUUAGAGAAAAGUUAACAUUAGCUUCUUCAGUGGUUCGAAGUGGUGAUCAAAAUUGGUAAAAACAAAUAAGUUUAGAUAUCUAUCUAUGUUGUUUAUUUUGAUUUUUAAAUUGCUCAACUUACUAUUAGAAAGCAAAUCUAUCUAUUCGAAACCUACUGUAUUUGUUCGAGGGUUAAGGAAUGCUUUCAUACCUGGUUUAGUGUUUUAUACGAAACUGAAAUUAAACAACAAAAGGGUUAAAUAUUCAGGUUACAGUAUGGAAGGCAAAGCCGUUGGUCGAAUUUGUGUGUCGUUAAAGCAGGCUGGCCUGGUCUGCAAGGUUUGUUUUUCUUGAUUCACUCUGUAGCUUCCAUUACUUAUCUAAAAAAGGGUUCAUGCUGUACACAUGCAUUUAAUAAAGGUAAUACAUGUAAUGUACAUUUUUCUAUGGAACGCUAAGCGUUGCAAAAAUGCUCAAAUAUACACAUUAUAGAGGUUUAAUCAUUUAAUAUGUGCUGCACUUUGUUACUAUUGGGUUUAUUAAAGCAUAAGUGGGGUAAGUUUAUUGCAUUUGAUUACUUUCAACUCAAUGUUGUGUUUUUCGAUGAGCCUGUGAGAUAACACUUGGAUUUCUAUCAAUAUAUAUAAAGGCCAUAUCCAUGAUAAUCAAUGAUUAUUCAAACAUGCCAUCAUUUCCACACGGGAUAGCCUACUACGCAGGUGUUCUUAGGGGUUCUUCGCGUGUUUCUGCCCCACAAAUGUCUGCUGAAACAAGUGUUUAAAUUCCUUUCCCAUUGUUCGCAAAUAUCAGCUGGAGCUCACGUGCAGAUUAUAGGAGAACCAAUCGGUGCUGUUGAAGUCAAAAUGUUGACAAGCCAAACACAAUGUGCAAGCUCUGUAGCGUGUGACAUGUGACCAAAGAGUUUUGCCCCUUACAAGAAUGUAGAAUAUGGAGGUUCGCUUUUUGCAUAUUUGUCUCUGUAAUGCUGAAUUAGAUGCCAGUUGCUCACAAAGGUUUUCUUUUGGUGAGGUAGCGAUGGGAUGGUAUGUUGUAACUGAACAAAAGGCAGAAUUUUGUUUUUUCGCAGUUUAUUGUUUUAUAGUAAAGUAAAAGUUGACUUCCACUCAGCAAAUUUAACCUGUGAGAUAAUUUUUUUCAAUGGGAUUGAGGGUAGCCUCUAGUUCAAAGGCAUGUGAGUAGUUUGUUCUAAAAAGUGUAAGGUCUUCACCUUUCACGAGACCUUUCGGAUCUUUUUUGGAGUCUCGCAUGAAAUUUCUCAAGGUCCAAAGUGCACUUUCCAGAUUUGUAAGUGUGCUUUGAUUGGUGGACAUUUUUUCUGCUCAUUUUAGCAGACGCUUGUUGGGGAGGAUUGCGUAAUGAGCCAAAAGAAUGUCUGAGGGGGAGGCUACUUGUGGGACAGCUUCAUUACAAUCAAACUGUCCUAAUCAGGACAGGUCACAAGUAACAUGUUCAUUUCCUUCUAGGGUGUCUGUCAGUCGUACUAUUAAACCAAUACUUGAGACAGGAUGUUGUGCGAAACAAAGACCACCUGACUUUUUUUCGCAGAAGGUAAUGUUAUUUUGUGUUUUGUGUCACAGGUAUAAUUUGAAUCAUCUUUUUCUGAAAAACCCUUUUUUAUGAGUUAUUUGUGUUUUAUCCUGGUUUUAUAGAGUGCAAGAGCACCAUGUAAGUAUAUUCUCUGACACAAAAGUUCAAUAAUAUCAAAAGGGUGGCUGGAAUGAAGCCCCAACUCACUUCUGAUAGACUUUUAGUUGUUGGUGGAAGCAAGGCUGUGAUGACCUUGUUUUGAAACAACCUUUCCUUCUCUGUUUACCUGGAUAUUUUUUAUACUAUAUAAUUUCUCCUUAUGUUUAGAAAUAGAAUUUAAUUUAAUUUUUUUAUUUUAAUUCUACAGAACUGUGCAUCUCAUUACUCUGAAAUGCUUGAAAAAGUGAACACGCCAAAGUAUGUGCUGAUGACUGAUUAAAUUGGCCAUAUUAAUCUGAUAAAAUACUUGUUAGAUUUAAAGGUUGGAGGUUCAUUGUUGUGAUUUGCAAUUUAUCAAUAACUACCUUACUUGUCAAUUUGAUUAUUUCUCUAUUAAUCAACUCUCUCACCCUACAGUGCUUUUAGUUUCAGUACAUUAACCUGCAUAUUCUCUUUCACUAUUCUCCAUCAAGGCUGUGCUCUAAGGAAAAUUGAAGGGAGCCCAGUGCUCUGAAAAUGUAAAAUCUAGGGUACCCAACAUAUUAUUUGUAUGAAAAAUAUAAGAUUUUCUAGUCGCCCAAGAGCAAAAGUUAGGCACCAGGGGCCACUGGGCUCUACUAGAGCACAGCCCUGUCCAUCAUACAUUUCUUGUUGCAGUAUUAAAAAUAAAGUCAUUUUGUUACGACAAUUAUAUUUGAGAAUACAAAUGAAAAAAUCCUUUUGUUAAUUGUAGGAGAAAAAGGACUACUGAAGGAGGUGGAACAGGUAAGGAGUUGACUACUGCUAUCAAGGACACUGACUUUGUGGCUUCACCAGUUAACCCAGAGUGGAAUUGUCAAAUAGAAAGAAAAUAGAGCAAAAAUAGUAUUUCAUGCAACUGUCUACAUCACUUGAACUUUAGAAAGACCACAAACACAACGGCUUGGCACAAGUCCCUUGAACUCAGGUUGCCGAAUUGACAACUUUCACUCCAAUUUUGUCACCAAUAAUGAUUUUUUCUGCUCCCCAUUUUGACCAAAAUGGUUGCAGCUUAGAGCACUAUGUUAGCAGGGGUUCAAUUGUACAGAUAUAUUAUUCAUUUAGAACUACAUCAGGAAGCAGCAAACCACAAUGUUCAUUGUUAUCUCUAAUUUGAAAAGCAGAAUUUUCUUAUACUGUAUUACCAAAAAUGUAUUUACUUGCUCUGGGAAAGACAUUUAGUAUACAAAUUUCAAGACUCAGAGCAAAAUUUUAGACAAAUGUGAACAUUUUGUUUGAAUUGUGUGAACUUCAUUACUGAUAGGAAAUGACAAGUUGCUUAAAAGGAUUGAUGCUUUUUGAUCUGGGUAUAUUACAAAGAGACCUGGCAGUCAAAGAACACCAAUCCCGUGAAACGUGUGCUGUUUUCAAGCACUGCCGGUUAAGAGGUCACAACUUCAACGCACACAAUGUAAAAGGACUAUCCAAGGAAAAAUAAUAACAAUAUCAAGCACUGUGUGGGGAAGGCCAUUGCUAUCAAACAAAGAAAACCUUCUCUGAAUAAGGACAAUGGAUCUCCCAGCCAUUUGCAAAUCCUCUCCUAGGAUUAUGUAACAACCUUGCUGUUACGUAACCUGUCAUGUCACAUCACAGAUGAAUUUGGAGGGAUUCAAACAAAAUGCUCGAUUUUGUCUCAAAUUUUGCUCUGUGUCUUAAAAUUUGUGUACUAAACAUAUCUUGUAUGUUGGUCUUUAAAGUCACAAGCUGAGGAUUGCUUAACUACUGUAACUGGAAAGCAACUAUGUAUUUUUUUUAAAACUUUAUUUAACAUAGAAACACCAGGGGAUCAAAUUGUAAGAAAAUUGACCUUUGAGAGAAUCGAGGAAUUGAAGAAAUCCAUUCGCAAUGAUCAACUAACCUACAAGUAAGAUAUUUAAUUACAUUAUAUUUCUUUACUUAUGGUAUGUUUAUUUACCAGGUUUGCAAAAGAAAACUUAAAUACCGUAAUACAGACUAAGAGGCUUAAUUUCAUUUUGCAUUUUAUUUAAAAUUUUAUGGUCUAUGAGAUACAACCCUUUUUCUCCUAACAGGGGACAAAGUUGUGAAAGUGAAAGUAGAAUGCAAAAGUUUUACCAAAGAGGUUUCAUUUAAAUGGUAAAACCAUUUGCAUGAUAUCAUUCAGGGAGAGAAAAGUUAGCACAUGCUGACAAAUCAUCUCCCCAAGGUUAAGUGUAAGGGAGAUUUGACAGACAAUAGAUAUGAUUGUUUUGUGCAGAUUAUGCCAUGCUCAUGUGCGUAUCAAACUAAUCAUAGUAGAAUUAUGUGAAUUAUAUAAAACUGUUUAAUGACAAAAUUAAUUUUAUGUUAUGUCUUCCUGUAGGAAAUUGAAAGACAGAAUAGAGGAUAUCAGAGGUGGAAAGCUUGAUCAUCAACUGCCAGCCUUGUGGGAUGAAAUUAAACUGUGAGUAAUAGUCUUAGAUGGCUCAUAUAAGUUAUAGUUGAAUAGAAGAUCAUAUAUCCAGAAUGAUUACUAUAAACUUACAAUAAUAUGCUGUUUAAUUUUAUUUUAAUGAUAAGUCAAGCAUACACUGUAGAUCCAAUCCAGUUUCUACUGUUUACAGAAAAUGGUCCUAUGCGUGAGAAUAUAUUAUUACGAAAUGGCCCAUUGCUCUCUGGCGACACAUGAAACAGUCUUCCUUUACAGUGUAUAAGUAUGCUCUAUCAUGAGUCCUACCAUCGGAAGACGGUCAUUCUUUUUUCUUGGACCAAUAGCUGUAUGUUAAUUUAAUAUUGUAGUUACAUAUAUACCUUCGGUUGAAAUAUUGAGGGAAACUCCUACAAAGUCAUUUCUUAGCUUAACCAGCUUAAAGAUCGUCGAAUAUGUAGAUUCUUAAAGGGGUUAUAUAUGAAUUUAACUGGCCUUGAAAGUUUUGCCUUUUGAAAUAUUCAAGAAGCACACAUUUUUUAAGAUAAUGGCCUGGGUUUGUAUCCUCAAAGAAACUUGUGAUAGACAUCAAUAAUGAUCUUAGUAAAUUCAUAGCCAUUUCACAAAUACAGUGGAAUCCAUAUUUUCAAGCCUGUUAGGGAAAAGAAAUGUGGUUUAACUUUUCUGGAGGUUAAAAAGUUUGUGGAGCGAUCACAGUCCCCUAUUUUUCCGUGAGAUCCUCAAGAUCGAGCACCUGUUACCAUUAAUGGCAGCCAUCUUGAUUUCAAAUGUACCUUGGGAAGAGUAUCAAAUCUACUUAGGGGGCGGGAGACAGUUUGGGAGAAGGUUGCCCCCAUUCCCCUAGAGCUAUAAUCCCAGACGCCCGCCUGCUCGGUACAUUUGAAAAUCAAGGUGGCCGCCAUUAACAGUAAGAUGCGCUCGAUCUCUACGAUCUCAUGGAAAAAUAGAGGGCUGUGAACAGUCUAAAAAAUUGGGGGCUAGUCGCAGUGUUUGACUGAUAGAGGGAAUUCAGUUUGUAAAGUUCAAAAAACUAAGUGUUUACAAAACUAUGGGUCUUAGAUAUUGGUGAGCUGUCAUCAUCUUUACCUUAAAAUUUUAUACUGUGCAUAAUGCUUUAUUUGGAUGACAACAUUUCUCUCUAAACAGAUUGGUUGCAUGGGUGAUUCGUAAUUUUGUAUUUUUCCGUGUAAAGAUUUUUUAUUGAAAGGUACAUUUAUGAUAAGAAAGCUUGACAAAAUAUCUUCAGUUAGAUGCAAACUUCCUGACCUGUACUCAACUGGCAUUAAAAGACAGCAAAUCAAUGCCAUCACCUGAUGAAGAUCCGCAAUAACUGAUCGAAAGAUACCUGCAAUAACUGAACAAGUCACCAGGGCUGUCAUUAAUUUUUAAAGCAGUUUUAGCAAAUAAAGAUUCACCCGUAACAUCUCCCCAAAACCUUAUAGUGCCGCCUUGAGCUUCCCCCUUUGAUCGCCCACAAAAUCAAGUGAGCUCAGCUGUAACAGGUGUUAUGGGUUAUGGCCCUUUAUGACAGCUCUGGUCACUUUCCUGAGACAAAUAAGAAACAACGCCCAUCAACUCCCACUUGUUUCACUCUGCUUUCAGGAGGAAAAAGAUGAGGCCACCACCCAUACCCCAUCAAGAUGGGGAUGGGCCUGCUCCUGUUACCCCCACCACACCCACUACUCCAAUCACCCCUACUACGCAUGGAGGACAAUCUGUGAUGCAACAAGGUAAUGUUGCUGUUGCUUGUUUGUAGUAAAAGGAAGGUUUGUUACCCCAAGUAGCAAACAGCUGAAAGAAAAUAUUGUUCCACUCCUUUAUGGUUGAUUCACAAAAACCAAGUUGAGGUUAUCACAUAGAUAAAAUUUUGUACCCAUGAUAACUUAACUAUGACUUUCUUUUCAAGAGUCUUCAUGGGUAGAGAAAAACACUAUUAUGUGUUACAUGAUUUCAUUCCCAACCAUUCACAAAUUCUACAUUUUUUCCUUUGCCCAAACAGAAAGACAGCUGUUGUAAGUAGAUUUAAAACUGAUGAUUAUUUUGUAGUAAAAUAAACCAAGAAUAUUUUGAUACCUUAAGGCUACAUGAAUUUUGAGAAGCUGGCAAGUCAAUAGGUUUAUUGAAUAGAACGUAAAAUAAUUAUUAUUAAUGUAUUAUUGCUAAUUUUAGGUGCACCUAAACCUCCUGGAAGCCAACAAAUGACCUCUCCCCAGAAGGGAAAGCAGCUGCGAGUUCCAAAACCAACAGCAAAGUAUGAUAAUAAAUUAACAAUAACAUUGAAAUUAGUAUUGUAAUAAAUUAUUACUAGAUACAGUGAAACCUGCAUGCGCAAUUACCUAUCCGAAAUAUCAAAAUCACUUUAUCCAGUAAGCUGUAUUUUAAGUGACUCCCAAAUCUUGUAUUUUGGGUGGCAUAUCAUGAGAGCUUACAUGGGUUUUCAUGUUAGCUUCAUUGCAUCUGUUGUUGGAAGAAGGCUGAUUACUACGACUGUAGGGAUAAGAGUGUGAUGGAGUCUUGUAAGAUGGUUUAUUGUGACCAUUCAAAGGAAACUCUUCAGAAGUAAUAUCUUGAAUCUUGAAUUUUGACUUUGGCCAACUCCAGAGUGAAAAGGUUAACGAAAUAGAGGAUAUUACAUGGCCGCGCAGAGAUACAAAAUUUCUCCACAAGUGAGCACAGCGAACGAGUGAAAUAUUUUUUCAACACAAGAAGAGAAAUUUCGUAUCUCCAAGUGGCCAUGUAAUGUUCUAUUUAUUAUAUAAACACCAAUGAAAUACCAAACCAUUUCACUUUAAUAGUUUUUUGGUGUGAAAGGCGCGAUUUAUUAUGUAGCCAUAGAAAAGGUGAUAUUUUCACAUGUGAAGAUAACAUGUUAUUUUCACAUGUGAAGAUAUCAAGUUUUCGCGUGAAAGCUCACCUGGUAUUUCAUUGGUGUUUAUAUAAUAAAGGGAUUUUUAAAACCUUAAUCUCCACAUUGGCCCAUUAAGGCUAAUAUAGGCACACUUUGUAUGGGUAGAGCAGAAUGUCUGACCUAAAAAUCUAGAUAAUGAUUAAUUUUUUAAUGCAGGUUUCAGAAAUAUCAACAGCAGCUCCAACAGAAACAUGGCCACUCUUCUCAGUCCUCCCCCUUGAAUCAGACAGCAGAGGGACUGGCCUCUACCUCUGAACUAUCCCCUGGAGAUGGCAGACGCUUUUCCUUGGGACAUGCUGGAGUGCCAGUCGGGGGAGUAGGGCAGGCAGGAACGUUUUCAGGAGGGGCUCAGGUGAAUUUAUUUUUCAGCUGUGUUAUUCAAGUUAUUCCUUGUCCACACAUGGGUACUGUUGCCAAGUGGGACUGUGGAGUCAUCUGAUGACUUGGUUUUUUAUAUGAAGUAUCAUACAUUUUGUAUCCUCUAGAAAAUUGUGUGACAAAGUUUUAAGUGACAGGAACGUAGGAUAGAUAAAUGCAAUUGUUGAAAACAGGGAUCUUGAUUGUAGUAUCCAAGAAAGUGUAGUUAAAGUAAUGUUGAUUAGCUUGCUUUCUAUAAUGUAAACAGAGCUGUGAAUUAAGACAGUAAAAAUUUAAGAUGUGCAUCUUGCUUAAUGCAGUCCUGUGAUCUUAAAGGGAAUGUUCUGUAAAAUUUUAACAAAUUAAGAGUAAAACAGCCUUCAGAGCUUGACUCUUGAGUGUUGAAAUGCACUUAGGACUCUCAACUCACAUUUAAUAUUAAUAACUAAUUUAAACUGUAGGUUUCUAAAGGGGAACCAAUGGAUGUUGAUGUCGGAAGCAUUGUGCUGUCUGGUGCCCAACGCGACAUGGCUCCUCCUCAGGUAUCUCCUAGAAGGGCUGAUCAUGUACCUGCACGACAACAGAGCACAUUACAGUCAACAGCAGCCAGUUCGCAUGGCUCGGCAGAGUGCACCCUUGUAUCACUGCUAUCACAACCAUCUGCUAAGGAUGAGAAGCAGUUGAGAAGGGGCAGUUUUUCUGACCAGGAACUACAACCAACCAAGGUGAUGCCAUGUAAUAAAGUUGAAGGGUUUGCUUGAAAAAUGAAUGACUAGUUUGCUAUGAAAUGUAAACUACUUCAAACAAGUUCUGUUGUUGCCCAUGGAACCUUAGUGCUGCUAUCAUUGAUGGAGCAGAAGGCCUAAAAAUCAUAGAAUCAUCCGUUUUUGUCUUUCCUAUAACUCAAGCAACUCAAGUGAAUCACUACCUAUUUCUUCAGGAAAAAGGCACAAGGCUUUUAAACAUCUGUCUUUGUUCUGCACUGGUUUGUUGAGUUUCAACAAAACAGAAACCUGUCCUUUUUUUUUGAAGUCAUUGGUAAACAAAUACAGUAAACCUCUACAAAGUGCCUACACUCAGGGAAGGGAAAAGUGGCGACUUACAUGUAAUAAAGGUUAUCACUUCAUAGACGUUCUGUAUAUAGUGAUUUAUUGACAAUUCUCUUUGUGGGGACUCUGUUAACUGGCCAGUAAAUAAUAUAAAAUGACUAAGUUUCUUACUUAACAACAAGUUUAUCUGCCAAAAUGGAGUUGCCUUAAUAGCAGAUCAUGGCCCCGUGGGUGUCCCUUUAAGCUGGGAUUGUUUGUGAUGUGGUUUUCUUUAUACUGAGUUUAUUCAUAUUUCAGGAGCCUGAACGUCGAUCCUCUGUGAGUGGUCAGGGGGCUCAAGCAGCCUCUUCACCAUCACAGGCAGCAGGAUCACAACAAACUUCAAACUCUCAAAAUUCUGACGGAAAGCAUUUUUUAGGUAUGUUGUUACUUUCAUUAUUAUUAUCAGUAUUUAAGCACAAAAAGUAACGUCAUAAACACAUGACGUUUCGGUGAUGACCGUGAUGUCACCAUUGUCAAAUGCAAAUGAACAGAAAGAAUAAACGAUUUAUAUAGAAAAUGACGUUGUGAAACAGUUCAUUAAAAAGUGAAGGAAAAACAAACUCAAAAACUUAUUUAAACCUCCAAAAAUCUAGAAGAGUGAGAUAUCUUUGCUGUAGGUAAAAUCGUUUUUCAGGUUAAACCUUUACCAGAAAUUUCUUUGUUGCCUAUCAAAUAACUAGGGCUGGAAAACAAAGGAAGUUUUGGAUACCUAGUAGCUCAGUGGUUAGAGCAUCCUACUAGAUCACGGAGGGUAGUGGGCUCGAAUCCCAACUGUGGCUCGGCUUUUUUCCGAGUUUCCAUUUGAUGCAAAAAACGUAUCAUGUUCUACUUCUACAAAAGACUCACUUGGUGGAUAGUUUACCUGAGAACGGAUUUUACCUACAACAUCUCUAGGAUGUUCUAAUGUUCCUUAUAAACAUGCUGUCAUGGUAGUUGUGUGUAUUGACGUUAAUGUUGGUUAUUCGUUAGGGGUUACUCCCUCCAUGGAGUCCACCAAAAAACUGGAUUCCAUGAGGGAGAUACAAGGAAAUAUAACACAAGUCUCGGCAACCGCACCAGCGGCAGCACCAUCUGUCAGCGCACCUACACUCUCUAAAUUACUGGCUGCUGAAACACCUGCUGCAGCAGCUGCUUCGUUAAAUGCUAUCACAUCUCAUGGGGGAGCCAUAACCAAGGUACACUCACCUCUCUCUUAAAGGGACUGUGUCACGGCUGUGUGGCUCAUUUAGUUUAUCAUGCCAAUUAGUAAAUGAUCGCUUAAGCGCCGUACCUUUACCCAAAAUAAUUUAAUAAGCGUGACUCUCGAAUAAACGCCGCGGCGCUAAUUUGGGUAUUUACGAACUAACGCCCCACCUUUGUUACGGUGCUUGAUAUAAAGAUAUAUCAAAACCAUAUCGCUUGAGAGAUAAGACCUUGACCAACUCGUGAGUUCUAAAGUUUUAAUGAAGGGAAACCCUUGAAACCGGGUUCAUAUAAUAGUUCGAGGUGUACGUAUUUUACAUUAAAUUGCGCAUACCUACUACGUGCCUCACUUACUUCUCUCUAUAUUCCCCUCAGUGUUUUACCCGUAGUUGAAAUAAGCGCCGCUCUCGUAUAAGCGCUGCGGCGCUUAAUCGAUCAUUUACGGUACGCUCCUUUAUUCUACAUGGAACUUAAGAGGUUACCUGUGAAUGGCAAAAUUACAGCUUCGUAUGUCUCCCAAGCAUUAUUAGCCUGAAUUUCAUCCGAUUACUUCGAGUCGUUAUUACUCCCUCAGUAACAUAAUUAUUCAUAAUUAUACAUAAUUAUGCGAAUGUUUAGACAAUCAACCAAUCAAAAUCACUACCCGGUUUUCGGGUAGUGAGUGACGUCACUGGACGGCAUUAACGGCCGGUCGAUUCAGACGUCGUUGAGAGGAGAAAAUGACUCGAAGCAAUCGGAUGAAUUUCAGGCUAAAGCAUUAUUGACUUUGAAAAACUGUUUGACUAACGAGUUUUCAAAAACCCCGAUUGCAAUCCGUUUCAAUCUUCUUUAAGUUCGUCCAUCAGUGCCUCCUUUUGUAUUCGCUCUGUCUGUGCGGUAAUUUUUCAUUUUUCACUCAGUUUGGAGGCAGUUAAUUCCUACUUUUGAAAUUUUUAUAAAUUUUGUGACACAGUUCCUUUAACGAUUUACGUCCCAAGUAAUAAACAUCAAUUUUCUCCUAAUAGUAUCAAUGAAUUACGGUCGUUUCGCUACAAAGUCGUUUCGAUGGAUCACAAAGACACCUUUUUGUAUUUAAACCUCCGCAGCAACAAUUUAGAAUGAACUACAAACGGUUAGUAACGAGUUAAGUUAGCAAGACUACUUUACAACUUUGAGGCGAAUCGACUUCAUUAUGCAGCGAAACGACUUGUAGCGAAACGACCAUACUCCAUAUCAGUACAUAACCAAGAGGAAAGGUUACAAGAAUAAGAGCACCAGUGGGAAAAUGCUUUGAUCUUUAAUUUACUUCUCUCCACUAAUUCUAAAAGGAAAUGUCUGAAAAUGGGUCUGUAGAAUCUGUAUAUGGAUAUUGGAGCAUACUUGAUUAACUCGCACCUCUAUAUGACGAAUUCCCCACUAGAACAGACACCAAGAGAGGGUUUCUACCUUAAUUCAAGCCUUUUCUUUGUCCCUCUAUUCUAUAAGACAGACAUCUCCUUAGAAUGGACCCUUGGUGCCAGUCACAAGGUCUUUCUUUCCAGAAAAUGUCUACAUGUAUAUAUUUUAAAAAAUAAAUACAAAUUUCCGGAUGGUUCAGUUACCCAACACAAAUUGUUUUCACUAUAAGUUUGAAAAGAGAGCCUUUUCAGACACAUUAAGAGUUCAUCACGUGUUCAGGAAAACAAUAUCAAAGAAUAUUUUUUCCAGACCACAGGAAGGGUAGAGGGCAGAGUUUUGGAGUCCACAGGGAACCCAGUGGACAGCGCUGUGUCUGUUAUUGGUGGAGGCAGAGGAUCCGCUGAAGGUAUACCCCAUGAUCAAUUGUAAAAGGAUGAUUACAUACGUGUGUAAAAAAUUGAAUUGUCUGUACUCUUAUUGUGAGUUCGGUACAUUUAUGAGAACUUGUGACGAACUUCAAAAGUAGAAAUUUGAUGCAAUCUGAUUUUAGUUUGAGUUUUUUAUGUUUGUUUGAUCUGUUGAACUUCGAAGUACCAAAUCUGUUAAGAAUAAACGAAAUCCAUGGCUCUAGCUCACUGGCAUUGAUUUGGCAUUUCAAUCUUAAGUCUGAAGUCCUAAACGGUUCAUAUAAUUUUCAAUUUUUAAGCUAUUGAAUUCAUUAUAUUACUUCUAAGCAACCUCAGAUCAGGCUGAAUUUUAGCAGUUCUCGUGAUCUCUCUCUUACGUGGCCCGCUGAAGUAAGAGAAAUUUAUACAGCCUGACGUCAGGCUAAUUUCUUUGAGAUCCGUUAUAAUAUGCCACUUAGGCACUGUUAUGAGUACCCUGCGAGCAGAGGAUACAUUUUCGCAGGGUACGUCCAGUUCAAACGUCGAACUUUUUAUGUACCCGAACUUAAUAGCUUUGUGGGUCGGCCCAAAUGAUACAAUUUCGACGGUUGAUUCAGACGUCGAGCUUGAUUAGUCAGACUGAAUUCAUUCUCACGAUGAGCAAUGGGCUACAAUGUUUACCGGUGAAAAUAAAGUACCGUAAAUUAUGCAUUAGAUUCGGUACAUGAAAAGUUCCACGUUUGAAACGAAGUCGCACCGAAGUCGAAUUACCAUUUGGGCCAGUCUAACGUAAUUCAUGGGUAGACUCAUAUUAGAUAUUUGAUUCAAACGUUGUCGAUCUUUUCAUGUAUUUAAUUGAAGAGAUAAGGUUCGGUACCUGAAAAGUUCGACGUUUGAGGUAGUCCUACGUUAUGAGCUGAGCCUAAGAUAAUUGUGCUUGUGUUACAAUAUUUUCACAGGCAGUCAAGCUGUUCUGACUGUGUCUACGUCCAUGCCAUCAAUCUCAGUCAAUCCUAAGGUAAUUGCAUACAGCUCUAUUUUUCUGUGCCUUUUCAAGUUUGUUUUGGUGUUGUGAUUUAGUUACUUUACAAAUUUCAUUCUCUCAACUUAGGUUGGCUUUCCUCGAGUGAACAAUAUUGUUGAAAAUGCACUUUGUCAUGCAAUUGCUGUGGCUGUGCAUCGCGAUUGCUUGAAAAAAGAUUCUUGCCACUUUCCUAACCAAUCACAAUUCAAUUUUAAAACGAGUCCUGACUUCCUAGCGAGCAUUUUCCCGCGCUUUCACGCCUCCAGCAGUGAUUUGAUUGAAUUGGUUGAAAGGUGCUUUGGCCGGCACAAAAACUGUACAUAAACCGCAAAGCUAACAUCUCAAACCCUUUUGGUUAUUAAUUAACUCAUUUUUUUGCUCAUUUGCUUUCUAGGCUGCUGCUCUCACAGCAACCCUCCCCUCCCCACUGGCAAUCACACCACCACCCACCACCCCUCCGGCAGACAGAAAGGUCAGUUGAACUGCAAACGUUCAAAAAUCAGGAAAAAUUAAUCAAACCGCUUUGCUUCAUGUGUUUUUUUUACGUUCUUUGCACAGGAAAUGAUUACCGAUAAGUUUGAACCAAAAGUGAAAAAUGCUGAGAAGAUAAGCGGUGCUGAAAUAACCAGUGUCAGUCUUGAAAACGAGGCCAACAGUGAACGGGAAAAUGUCGACCAGUCAGGGACUGUCCCUGAAGUAAGAGUGGAGACCACAGACACCCCAGUCACCUCUCCACGAGUGUCUAAACGAGCAUCCAAGCCUGGCAGACCUGGUAAGGAAAAAAAUCAAACGCGGCGCCACUUUACAAGUAACAAAUUUAACCUUUUCUCGCUUACUCGAGAAAUCCUUCUACCAAGUGAGCUCUUAGAGUAAAGUUGAAAUCUGAUUGGUUUCUUUAGAAAAUUACAUUAAAGGACCUUGACUUCUCUCAUUUUUUUUUGUUGCCACAGGGAGACCACCCAGAGCGGCGCGUAGAAAUCAGCGAAAUCGCAGCAAAUCGGCGACCUCCACGGUAAGUAUGGCCUUCGUCACUGCCGUAAAACUAUUCAUGAAAAAUCUAUUAUAACGUUACUUGUUAUAAAUUUCCGUUGCAGGACAAUGAAGGUGAUAUCGAAGAAGAACAUGAAGAGGUAGGGAUUAAUUUAACCUGGCAGAAAUCGGAGGGAAUGAGUCUCUUCUCAGUUUAUAGCUUGGUGGCUGGAGCUACCGACUGGGAUCUGCGAUGUCAUGGGUUCGAAUCCUUUGCUGAAUCAGUAUUUUUCUUCGUCUCCUAUUCCUGACAUUAUGAGCAUUGCACCGUUUACAGUUUUAGAAUUUUUCUCAGCCAAACUUUUUUUUCACUUUGUCACUUAAAUCGUUUCUAAGAGUGCUUCCUUUGAGAGAAUCCAAGAUAUGAUUCUUAAUCUCAGAAUCUCUGGAUUUGUUUCGACGAAAGUAACGAAGAAGCGUGACUGUAACAUAAGUGUUAACCGGCGAAAAACGUGGCCUCUGUAUUUCUUAAACCGCUUGCUUGUUGUUUUCGGAGAAAAGUUUGGAUUCUUUGGAUUCAAAAUCUAUGCUUGGAUCUUAGUAAAGAAAUUGAAAAUCAUUUUCAGAAUUCAUUCAUCCAGGUUUGGAUUUUCCUAAAGAAAUGCGCUCUAACUUAGGGGGUGUUUACAUGAGAAAACUCGCACCGGCGAGAGUCUCAUACCGAGAUGACUUUUUGAUUUCGUAUCGCGUUUACAUGAUGACUGGGUCAUUUCAUAUCUCGUUAUCUGAAGCUACACUUGAUGUUGAUAAAAUACACGUGUGAUUCAAAAUCACAAACAUUACGCAUGCAUUACGCAUGGGCAGACCGAUAUCACACCGAAACGGGUGGUCGUUUCGCGUUUACAUGAUACCGCUGCGAGAUUUCGUACCGGAGUGAAAUUCUCGCCCCGGUACAAGAACCGGGGUGAACUCACGUCGGGGUGACUCGCGCUGGCAUGACAUUUUGUGGUGGUAUCAUGUAAACAAAUAUAGAGCCAUGAGAGGGAACCGGAGUGAACUCGCUCUGGGGCGAAAGUCGCCCCGGUGUCAUGUAAACACCUUCUAAGGUGCCGCCAAUAUUCUUUUUUCCUCAAGGAAUCUAAAUUUGAGUCAGUAGAAGUGGAGUCAGAAAAAACCGAGGAAGAGGAAGACAAUGAAUCCAUUGUUGAAGAGAAGAAAGAAGAAAGUGAUGAGGAGAUGGAGCGAGAGAGCGGUGAGGAGGCUGUUUCGGACUCCGGGGACAGGAAUCAGUCGGAGAAGGAUGAACCUGUGACCACCAUGAAGGACUUCCUGAUGGAAAGGUCGGGGAUUGGGGGCUCCGAGUCGGUACCGGGAAGUCCUGCCUCUCAAGUAUCCCAGGGGUAAGUAAAUUAUUGCUUGAAAUACGCUUCUAAGGGCCUGUUUACAUGGAGGUGGGGGACCCCAGGUAGGUGAAGGAAUCCGUGGCGGGUCACCCCACCUAUCAUGUAAUCGUGAUCAAAUUAAAAUGAGAGAUUAUAUGGACAGGCGGGUUACCCCAUCUAAGCGGGUUACCUCACCUACCUGAGGUCCCCCACCUCCUUGUAAACAGGCCUUAAGUCACGUGGUGUUUUAUGGUGUUUUUCUUUAAUUAUAUCGAAAGAACUAGAGAAACACACGAUAAGUGAUGCCAUCAAUACUAGACCCGUGAGUGUGUGUGUUUUUUUUUAAUCUUUAUUUUUUGUAUUGUAUUAGAAGUAGCGAUGAACAAGAAGCUAUCCAAGCGCAGAAAACGUGGAAGAAGUCAAUCAUGCUGGUCUGGAGAGCUGCCGCUAAUCACAAGUAA
Messenger RNA from Porites evermanni, 15274 nucleotides. NCBI's taxonomy places the organism in Eukaryota, Metazoa, Cnidaria, Anthozoa, Scleractinia, Poritidae. The record is from the annotation of a GenBank genome assembly.